AUGAGCGCGAAGCCUGUCUCAUGCGAUAUUUCGUUGUUCAACUUGCCCCCUGGGCACUUAAGCCGGAUCAAGAGAUACUGGCAUGGCAAUAAAGUACAUUAUGGUGGCAAGAUAUUGCCGGACCUUAAGCCAGAGACAGCGAUUCACUACCACAACGAGUGCAUUGCGCAUCUUGUUUCAAUUUCAGACCAUUCGCGAGAAGCUCAGGAUGAGAAUCUUCUUGCCGCGGCUGUAAUUUUACGUUUUUAUGAAGAAGUUGAUUUCGAAUCAAUGGGCGAAGACACUGAGAACGGAUUAAAGGGAAUUCACAUCUUCUUGAAUGCCCAAGUAAGGUCCGCAGUGUCUGGAUACGGCCUCCGGCACGCCACAUACUGGAUCGCCCUACGACAAGAAAUCACCACAGCGUUUAGUAAACAACGAACGUUCCGCCUCCCCUUAGAACCCUGUGAACCUUAUCGAUCCUUUGAGCCUGCCGAUGACUAUGUCUGGGCAGAUAGACUAGUCAUCCACUGCGCCGAUGUAUUACAAUAUUGUUACGGAUCCGAAGAAGAAGACGUAACGAGGGACCGCAGCAUCUCCUCGAGCAUGGGUAUCAUUCGCCAAGUUCCGGGUGCCGACAUGCGCAUCGCGCGCUACGAAGAACUCGUCCUUUUUGAAACCUUUUGGGCUGAGAUGGGCCCGCCCAGUUUCAAGCCUAUCUAUUCCCGUGAACCUGACCGCUCACGCGGUGAAGUCUUUCCCGAGCUGUGGUACCUGAACAACUGCCACGUUGCAGGUCUUCAAUUCCUCGAACUUGCGCGAAUUCUCCUCACGGUUUAUAACCCAAAACUUCCCCGUUUAGGACCUGGUCAGCGCACAGCAAUGCGAUCAGUAGAUCAAAAGGUGCGAUCCAUUGUACUGCGACUAUGUGGCAUUGCGCUUUCCAACGAGCAUAGUCCUCCUGGUCUGGUGACAGCUUCGGCUGCGAUUGGAAUGUGUGGAGAUCGUUUUACCGAGAGAUUCGAGCAAGAGGCUUUGCUUGGAUUACUUGUCAAGCUAGAGGAUGAACAUGCGUAUCCUACGUUGAGUACGCAAGAAUCGUUAAAGCUCGCGUGGGGGUGGGAAGGGUACGGUGAAUCGGAGUAA
Penicillium angulare is the source of this 1125-nucleotide messenger RNA. RefSeq lists its product as uncharacterized. The coding region runs from base 1 to 1125 and encodes 374 amino acids. The record is from RefSeq and is a predicted model, not a curated record. The transcript is spliced from 3 exons. NCBI's taxonomy places the organism in Eukaryota, Fungi, Ascomycota, Eurotiomycetes, Eurotiales, Aspergillaceae.